AUGGCUCCUGCUGAGUUGAGGGAAUUGAAGGCUAAUGUAGUAGCAGACGCUUCGAGUAGGAAGUCUAUGGGAAGCUUGGCCCGAUUUGCUGCUGAAAGACGACCUCUGUCGUCCUUAGUUGGGCAAGUUAAGGCUUGCCAAUAUGAUGAUCUCUACUUUGUUGGGAUUCGAGAACGAGUGCAGAAUGGCGGUCUUAAAUCUUUCACUAUUGAUGGUGAAGGUGUGUUACGUCGUCACGGAAGAUUGUGUGUUCCCGUUGUGGGUGAUGUGAGGCAGCUAAUUCUUGACGAGGCUCAUAGCUCACGAUAUUCUAUCCACCCUGGUGCUACAAAAUUGUAUCAAGACUUGCGUGGAUUGUACUGGUGGAAAGGUAUGAAAGUUGAUAUUUUGAAACAUGUGACUAGUUGUUUAAAUUAUCAACAGGUCAAGAAGCAUGACUCAGUUUGGGUGAUAGUGGAUAGACUUACCAAAUCUGCCCAUUUCAUACCAGUUCAAGUUACUUAUAGCGCGAAGCAGGUUGAGUUGAGUACAGCUUUUCAUCCGCAGACAGACGGGCAGUCUGAGCAAUUUGAGCCCGGCGAAGCACAGUUAUUGGGUCCAGAUUUAGUUCAACAAGCAUUGGAGAAAGUUGCAGGGGAAAAAGUUUUUUUGAAAGUUUCUCCCAUGAAAGGAGUUAUAAGGUUUGGCCGGAAGGGUAAGCUAAGUCCUAGAUACAUCGGUCCUUAUGAGAUUUUGGACCGAAUUGGAUUGGUGGCGUAUAGGCUUGCUUUACCUCCGAGAUUGUCUGCAGUUCAUCCUGUGUUUCACGUGUCUAUGCUUAGUCGGUAUGUUCAUGAUGAUAGCCAUAAGAUUCAGCCAGAGGAUGUCGAGCUUGAUGAGAAUCUGACUUAUGAGGAAAGCCCGAUAGUUAUUCUUGAUAGGCAAGUGCGAUAG
Molecule: messenger RNA, 933 nt
Organism: Capsicum annuum
Lineage: Eukaryota; Viridiplantae; Streptophyta; Magnoliopsida; Solanales; Solanaceae
Exons: 7
Coding region: 1-933 (310 amino acids)
Source: RefSeq, a predicted model, not a curated record